Molecule: messenger RNA, 1419 nt
Organism: Stomoxys calcitrans (stable fly)
Lineage: Eukaryota; Metazoa; Arthropoda; Insecta; Diptera; Muscidae
Product: long-chain-fatty-acid--CoA ligase heimdall
Exons: 4
Coding region: 1-1419 (472 amino acids)
Cellular component (GO): endoplasmic reticulum; membrane
Molecular function (GO): long-chain fatty acid-CoA ligase activity
Source: RefSeq, a predicted model, not a curated record
AUGGCACCUCUUAAGCCAACCGAAAAUAAAGUAUCCUGUUCCUUAAAUCAAGCCGUAAAAAUUUUGUCAUCAGAAGAAAGUCUUGCAGAAAUCAAACCAAAAACUAUUCCUGAAUUUUUCAAAGAGUGUUGUGAGAAAUUUCAACAUUUGCCAGCCUUGAAAUAUAAAACAUCUGAGCAUAGCAAUGUAGCUGGGCUAAAAGAAGCUACGGAUUCAUGGUGCACUGUUACCUAUGGCGAUUAUCAGACAAAUGUGGAGAAAGCCGCUUUGGCUUUACUUAGCCUUGGCGUUGGGGCACGCACUUCAGUGGGCAUCUUGGCCCCCAAUUGUCCUGAAUGGUUUUAUGUGCAUUUGGGUGCCAUAUGCAUCAAUGCUGUCUCAGUGGGCAUUUAUGCCAGCAAUUCUGCCGAGACAAUUUUCCACAUAUUGGAGACAUCCAAUGCUAGUGCUGUAUUGGUGGAUGAUACUCAUCAAUUGAAUAAAAUUCGUGAAAUAAGAUCCCGUUUGCCCCCUUUGAAAGCUGUAAUACAAUUAAAUGGACCUUUUGAUUUUGAAGAACAGGAUAAGGCUGAGGGCUACUAUCGUUGGUCUGAACUCAUGGAAAUGCCCGUUAGUUCAUCGUUGAGGGAGGAGUUGGCUACGAGGGAACGAGAAGUAGCACCAAAUGAAUGUGCUUUGUUAAUAUUUACGUCCGGUACCGUUGGCAUGCCCAAAGGAGUUAUGAUCUCUCAUGAUGGUGUCCUCUAUUGUGCUCAAUCAGUAACACAGUCUCUGCCCAGCAUUCGUCCUGGCCCUAAGACAGCUGUUUCAUAUCUGCCCCUAAGUCAUAUUGCCGCACAGCUAUUCGAUAUAUUUAUGGCUAUGGAGAAUGGAGUUACUGUCUACUUUGCAGAUCGCAAUGCUCUAAAAGGUAGCAUAGGCCGUACUUUGGUGGCAGCAAGGCCCUCGUUUUUCUUUGGAGUUCCCAGAAUAUUUGAGAAAAUACAGGAAAAGCUUACCCAAGUGGAUGCUGAGACAAAAGGUUUCAUGAAAUGUUGCAUUUCGAAGGCAAGAGAAAUGAUGCUGCAAUACCAUUUGGAUCGCAUGGCAGGCAAACCUACUUCCUAUGUUAAAUAUUGGCUAGCUUCUUGUAUUACAAAUCGCAUUAAAUAUAACAUAGGCUUUAAUCUUCUCGAGAAUUGCUAUAUAGGUGGCGCUCCCGUUUCGCCGGAAUUGAAAUGCUUCUUCCUUAGUCUGGACUUACCCUUAAGCGAUGUCUUUGGCAUGUCUGAGACUAGUGGAGGUGUGAUUUUCAAUUACAGUGGCCCAAAUUUGGAGACAAUUGGAAAGCCCAUAGGAGGACAGGAAGUAAAAAUUCAAGAUCCCAAUGCGAAAGGAGAAGGCGAGGAAGUUAAACAAAUCAAUCAAUUUAAAGACUAA